AUGGUGGAGGAAUACUUUUUGAUUGCUCUACGCGUUCACCAACCCUUCCUCAUCUCAAGUUUUCCUCCUAAACAGACCAUGGAGGAGGAAAUACACACGACCGCUAAAGCCAUGCAGCGAGGUGUUUCUAACACCGACAGCGCGAUAUUCAAUGAACCUGGCCAGGAAUUCGACAUGCCACUGUUUCCAAUUGAGCGCAACGAGCUGGCAAACAGCCUUAUUGAACGGCUUCGCAUUCGGUAG
Dibothriocephalus latus is the source of this 243-nucleotide messenger RNA. Lineage: Eukaryota; Metazoa; Platyhelminthes; Cestoda; Diphyllobothriidea; Diphyllobothriidae. The record is from the annotation of a GenBank genome assembly.